Molecule: messenger RNA, 2409 nt
Organism: Panicum virgatum (switchgrass)
Lineage: Eukaryota; Viridiplantae; Streptophyta; Magnoliopsida; Poales; Poaceae
Product: 50S ribosomal protein L19, chloroplastic-like
Exons: 7
Coding region: 1356-2033 (225 amino acids)
Biological process (GO): translation
Cellular component (GO): ribosome
Molecular function (GO): structural constituent of ribosome
Source: RefSeq, a predicted model, not a curated record
GCCGGUAACGCAUCGCUCUCGUCUUCCUUGCCCUCAUCUCUCCCCGUUGCUAGGGUUCUUGAUUUGGUAGGGUCCGAUUAUGGUAGAGUUCUCCGGCGCUGUGCCCGGCCGCCGCGUUGCUGCCGGCUUCGCCUUGGCCUGCUGCGCCGCGGGCGGGGUGGAGGCGCGGAUCUGGGCCAGCGGUUGCCGAGUGAGCACGCGGUGCGGCGCGAGCGCUUGUGCGGGCGGUGCACCGGCGUGAGCUGGACGUGGUGGGCUGAGGGGAGGUGAGCUGGGGUUAUGGAAGCAGGCGGCGGGGCCCGCCUUUGCGACGAUGUGAUCCUGCGAACCAGCUGAGCCUGAGCUCACCGAGAAGCUAGUACUCCUUAGCCUACACAGUAGGCAGUACACGCCACGCCAUCUGGUUGCCAUCAGUCUACAGAUCCCUCCAGCACCGGUUAGAGUUGGAGAAGGUGAAGCUCCACCUUCUUGGGAUCCGGUACCAACUCCAAAAGGUACAGAAUUCUGUCUAUGUAUACAUGGUCUGCUUUUGUUCUUGUUACUCAUCUGCUUUAGUUCUAUGGUUACAACAUGGUUCAUAAUAUUAUAUGAACCAGAUUGCUUGUGAAUUGUAAAAAGGAAGUCCUGACUGUGUAGUUGUGUUACAGGUAAGUGAAGGAACAUAUUUAGCUAUUUACAAAUUCUUCUGAAUUUGCAACAGCUACAUUUAUGUAGAUAUGCCAUGCAACAUGUGUUACUGUUGUCCAACCCAUAGUCACAAAGUUCCUGGGUCGACCGGGUCGAGGAACGGGGUCGAGGGUCGAGGGUCGUCACUUUAUAAAAUUAUGGUACGAAGGGGGUAUACAUCUAUGGAACGAUAAAUUAUUAUGUGGGACGCAACCCCGAUUCAUCGGGGUCGAUAUCUUCGGGUCGAUAAAGACAAAAACUAUAUAUAUGCUACUAAUGAAGAAACUAAUCUGCACAAGCAUAUAAGAAACAUAUAAAAGAGUACAUUUAGACCAUGCUACACGUACUCAGCUCAUUGUCUAACAAAAACCACACCAAUCCACUGUCCUUAACCUCCUUAUCCCAAUUAAAUCUGCUAGCAAUGGGGCUGUGACCCCUUUCAAUCCGGGACACGAUCCAACCUUGAAUGGGACACUGACCCUCUUCGACCCCGACCCUCGAAUCGGAACGACGUUCCCGGGUCGAGGGACGAGGCAUCGACCCCGAAUUCUGUGACUAUGGUCCAACCUUUGUGCUAUUAUUAACACUUUCCCCACCUCUCGUUGUCGUCGUCUCCCCCCACCUCUCUCCGCAGGUUUCGCCCCAACGGACAUCAACCGACCGCUCCGUCAGCUGGUACGGGCCUCAGGAUGCAAUCUUUGCUCCGGAAUGUCUGCCGAGCUGGAAGCCGUGGAGCUGCUGCGAGGCUCCUGGAAUUUGCUGCUCCUGUAGCCACACAGCCAGCAGCUACACAGUCAUCCUCAGCCAUCCAAUACCUAAGGCCUUAUGGAUUCAGUCGUCCAAUUGGGAGUCAGAUCAUUCCCAGUGAUGGUGUUCCUGCUGCCUCUGGUUUCUGUGCGAGAGCUCUUCCGAUGAGGGGUUUCUCCACAGUGGGAAAUGCUGAGGUUGCUUCAGACGAUGAGGAUUCCAGCUCUCCAGCGGUUGUGCACCCCCCACGGAUUAAGUUCAAGAGGCUCGACAAGACUGCCAGGCACAUCAUGAAUAUCUUGAACAAAGAGGCAGUUGAAAAGGUCCGCUCUGACAGGGAGAUUCCUGACGUACAACCUGGAUGUAUCAUUCAAAUGAGAUUGCAAGUUCCUGAGAACAAACGGCGAGAAUCUACAUUGAAAGGGAUUGUGAUAGGAAGGCGUAAUGCUGGGAUCAAUACAACUUUCAGACUUCGUAGAUUGGUAGCUGGUAUUGGAGUUGAGUCUGUCUUUCCACUCUACUCACCAAACAUCAAAGAAAUCAAGAUCUUGGACAGGAAGAAAGUCAGGAGAGCUAAGCUGUAUUACCUGAGGGACAGGAUGAACGCACUUAGAAAAUGAGACAGAUUUUAACUUGUUUUUAGGAUUUUGUGCUGUGGAUUUGCCUGGUUUCUGAAGAUGCAGAAAAUUGCAGUUUGAGAAUCACACUUUUUUAGUCCAAUUUUGGAUGUGACAAUUUGUAGUUCCCAAGAAGAAGUGCUAGUAGAGAUAAGGCUUUGCGAUUCAGAAUUAACAUAUGUGGAUCAGUCCUAUCUUAGUUGCAGAUGCUACUGUAGCCUCAGAGCAGAAAUAAUCUCGCCCAGAUCUAUACCUUCGCUUUAUCUUCAAAAAAAUGUAAUUCUCUACCCUUUUCUUUUGCUCUGACAUUCUUGUUACUACCAGUUUGUGGUUGAUACAGCUCACCUUGUUGAUGUCACUAUCAGCAAUUCUUUAUCAA